Oppiella nova is the source of this 822-nucleotide messenger RNA. NCBI's taxonomy places the organism in Eukaryota, Metazoa, Arthropoda, Arachnida, Sarcoptiformes, Oppiidae. The record is from the annotation of a GenBank genome assembly.
AUGUUUAGUGCGAAUAGCAUUGAAUAUGUGAUAGGUCAAUUUGCAGUUUAUCUAUUGGGCAAUACCUUCUCACCCGUCAAACCAACUAACGGUGUCUUUGAGUUGAGGAACCAAUUGAAAGAUAGCGGCGCUUCUGUUGUCUUCACUUCUGUGGCCAACGCUUCCAUCGUUGAGAAGAUUCUUAACGACAAAAGCGAUGAUUUGGUUAAAAAGCAAAUCAAAUUAGUUAUUGUAUUAGACGGCAGUUAUCAACCAUUUAAUAAAAUACCACAUUUUGAUGUCAAACCCAAUGAGGAUAUCUUUAUAAUCGGUUAUACCUCUGGAACAACUGGUGUACCAAAAGUUUAUGGACUGACAGAAUAUAUGACUCCCGUCACUGGAGGACUCAAUGGAUCAGUGGGUUUGGUGGGCAGUAACACUGAAAUGAAGUUUAUAGAUCUAAAAACUGGUCAAAGUCUGGGUCCAAAUCUACCCGGAGAGAUAUGUGUGAGGGGUUGCAAACUAUUCGCUGGAUACCUGAAUAAUGAGGUACAGACUAAAGCAGCUAUUGAUAGCAAUGGUUGGUUACAUACGGGAGAUAUUGGAUACUAUGAUGAAAAUAACAAAAUUUUUAUAACGGACCGAAUCAAAGAGUUAAUUAAAUACAAGUCGUGGCAUGAAUCUGAUGGACAACAUCCCAGAGCUUAUGUCAGAGUCAAAGAUACGAAACAUGUUUCCCAACAGGAAUUGAUUGAAUUUGUUGAAAGCAUGAAUCUGAUGGACAACAUCCCAGAGCUUAUGUCAGAGUCAAAGAUACGAAACAUGUUUCCCAACAGGAAUUGA